Spodoptera littoralis (African cotton leafworm) is the source of this 736-nucleotide messenger RNA. Lineage: Eukaryota; Metazoa; Arthropoda; Insecta; Lepidoptera; Noctuidae. The record is from the annotation of a GenBank genome assembly.
AUGGCUAUUUCGUAUCGCGUGGUCACCGGGUGGCGAAGCGCUGCGUACGAGUUUUCCAGAAGGGCGCAUCUUCAGCGCACUAUAAAUACCUGGACUCAGCUUUCAGGAGUUCAGUCUAGCGGUGCUUUGUACAGCGCACUAACUCCACAUCUCCGCAGCCACACAAACACACACACACAACAUGUCUCUGGAACGUCAAGUCCGCGCUAAGUUGGCUUCCAAGCGCAACCCUGAGCAGGAGAAGGAGGCCCAGGAAUGGAUUGAAACAAUCCUUGGUGCCAAGUUCCCCCCUGGUGAGGCUUACGAAGAUGUCAUCAAGGACGGUACCGUCCUCUGCCAGCUCAUCAACAAGAUCAAGCCUGGCUCCGUUGCCAAGAUCAACACCUCUGGUGGACAGUUCAAGAUGAUGGAGAACAUCACCAACUUCCAGGCCGCCAUUAAGGCGUACGGUGUCCCCGACAUCGAUGUGUUCCAGACCGUCGACCUCUGGGAGAAGAAGGACAUCGCCCAGGUCACCAACACACUGUUCGCUCUCGGCCGUGAGACAUACAGACACGCUGAAUGGAGCGGCCCCUACCUGGGACCCAAGCCCGCUGAAGAAUGCAAGCGUGACUUCUCCGAGGAGGUCCUGAACGCCGGCAAGACCGUGAUCGGUCUCCAGGCUGGUUCCAACAAGGGCGCCACCCAGGCGGGACAGAACAUGGGCGCUGGCCGCAAGAUCUUGCUCGGCAAGUGA